AGCAAACGCUCAUGAACACUAGAAUUGGAAAAAUGGUGGCCAGCGUCAGAGUGCAGAAGCUCCUCCGACGAUACAAACUAGCGAUUGCCGCCGCGUUAACGAUUCUUCUGAUUCAAGGGCUAGUAGUAUGGAGUCUGAGAAGUCUCGAAGAGGGCGAGGCGGAGUCUCUCGGUCCCAGCUUUGAUGCACCUGUACUGACAUCGCGCUGGAUGGUAGCGUGGUGAACAGCCCGUGGCUCGAGUGGUCACACAGAGCUGUCUCACUGAGCUGUGCAUAAAUGGAGGGAGAGGAAGCAUCUAAGGAGGGCCCCAGAAGAGGUACUGUGCAUAGGAGGAAAACGCGGCGGUCUAAGCUACCUGACCACAACAGCCAGGACCCCAAAAGGGAGGCGGUGGCCUGGGAGAGACAGAACGUCUUGUCUGGGAGGAGCGGGGCCCGAUGGAACAGCAGGCUGGAGAGGACGGGGGCCACGGCUGCCAGCGCCCUCCGGAGGGGCACCAAGCGCCGGGGGAAGCACACCAUCAGGGUGAAGGUGCCCCUGGGCCAGGGGGUAGCAGUUGAUGGCGUUCCCCCCCAUGACCCCUCCAGCAGCCGUAACUUCACUGAUACCCGAGGUGGAGGGGAGGGGGCAGCCAGACUACCCCCUCCAGUCAUGCCAGGGGAACCGGGCAGCGUGGAGGGGGCACCCCAAGCCCCCAGCAGCGACUUUGUGCCCAAGUGUGACAUCAUGGGCAAGGACGCCCUGUCGGCCCUGCACCGCGCCGGCUCGCGGCAGUGCCGGCAGGAGAUCGCCAACAUUGUGUGCCAGCAUCAGGCCGGGCAGCUCAUGCCAAGGGCACUGCCUCAGUUCUGCCCGCUGCACGGUUUUUCCAGCCCGGUCCAGACAGCUGAUGAGCUGGACAAUGACCUGUCCAAGGUGGAGAACCCGGUCAGGGUGGCCUUCGUCCUGGUGGUCCACGGCCGGGCCGUCAGGCAGCUCAAACGCCUCAUCAAAGCCAUAUACCACCGAGACCACUUCUACUACAUCCACGUGGACAAGCGUUCCAACUACCUGCAUCGGGAGGUGCAGCAGAUCGCCCAGCAGUACCCCAAUGUGCGUGCCACGCCCUGGCGCAUGGUGACCAUCUGGGGUGGUGCGAGCCUGCUGAAGGCCUACCUGCACAGCAUGCAGGACCUGCUCUCCAUGCUGGACUGGAAUUGGGACUUCUUCAUCAACCUCAGUGCCACUGACUUCCCCACCAGGACCAACGAUGAACUGGUGGCUUUUCUGUCACAGCACAGAGACCAGAACUUCCUCAAGUCACAUGGGCGGGAGAAUGCGAGGUUCAUAAAGAAGCAGGGUCUGGACCGGCUGUUCCAUGAGUGUGACAACCACAUGUGGCGGCUGGGUGAGCGGACCAUCCCAGAGGGCCUGGAGGUGUCUGGGGGCUCUGACUGGUUCUCCCUCACCAGGCGCUUCGUAGAGUAUGUCAUCAACUCCCAGGAUGAGCUGGUGGCGGGCCUGAAACAGUUCUACACCUACGCCCUGCUCCCCGCUGAGUCCUUCUUCCACACAGUGCUGGGGAACAGUCACAUGUGUGACUCUCUGGUGGACAACAACCUGCGUGUUACCAACUGGAACAGGAAGCUGGGCUGUAAGUGCCAAUACAAACACAUAGUGGACUGGUGCGGCUGCUCUCCCAACGACUUCAAACCACAGGACCUCGUCAGGAUACAGCAACUGACCCGGCCCACGUUCUUUGCCCGAAAGUUUGAGUCCAUGGUGAACCAAGAGGCUAUAGACAUCCUGGACACCCACCUGUAUGGACACUACGCCCCAGGGACAGUGGCCAUCAAGGCCUACUGGGAGAGCCUGUUUGAGCUGGCGGACGGGGUGGGCUCCCUCAGUGACGUUGCCCUCACGGCCUACUCUUCCUUCUUCCGCCUGGGCCUCAGGAGCCUGGAGAGCAGCCAGACCAGCCUGGAGACCUGCAGGUAUGAGCCAAUAGGCUACCCGGUGUCGGUGCACCUGUAUUUCUACGACGAGCGUUUCCAGGGCUACUUGGUCCGUCAGGAGGUGCAGAAGGUGGGGUCAAGGGUCAGGGAAACGGUGGAGGUGUGGGCCGUGCCUCAGGCCACCAUGCAGCUGGAGAACAACCUCCGGGAGUUUGAGAGGCUCAAGAACCUGGAGGUGGGCACAGAGUGGGACCCCAAGGAGAGAAUAUUCCGGAACUUCGGCGGUGUGAUCGGGCCGAUGGACGAGCCGGUGGCGGUACAGAAGUGGAUUCGGGGGCCCAACCUCACUGCCACCAUUGUGUGGAUCGACCCCGCCCAGACGGUGGCGGCGUCUUAUGACAUCAGUGUGGAUGUGGACGCAGAGUACACGCAGUACAAGCCCCCGCUGCAGCGGCCGCUCCGCCCCGGGGCCUGGACUGUCAGGGUGCUGAGGCUGUGGGAGCGUGUGGCUGAGGCUCGCUUCCUCGUCAUGCCCCUGGCCUUCAAAGGACGAGAGCCACUACGCCAAGAGGAGGACAGCUGGCUGCACGCGGGGCCACCAGGCAACAUGUACCUGGAGCAGGGCUUCCAGCAGCUGAGAUCUGUUCUGAAGCUGCCCCCACAGGAGCCUGCCCUGCAGGAGGCCCAGCAGAGGGCCCAGCUGGUGGGCAAGCCCCUGGAAGCUUGGGUGGACCGCACCGUGGGGGCCUUCUGGGUGACCGGGGACCUGUGCUCCACCCUGCCCUCCCCGGGCCCCUGCCCUUCCCUUGGCCCCUGUACCAAGUCCACCUGGAGCUCCCUCGCCCCAGACCCUAAGUCAGAACUUGGCCCUGUCAAAAGUGACGGCCGGAUCAGGUAGCCCCCCGGACAGGAGGCAUGCUGGACUAUAGUAGAGGGAGAGGGGAUUAUAUGUGAGCCCUGAGAAGAGGGGAAGAUAUGUGAGUCCUGAGUGGGGUCUGGUCUCUAAGGCUAACUCAUAAGGCACAUAAAUAGACACGGCUUCUCCCUACAUACGCUGAGGAGUGGCUAUGCUCUCAGUUUAGAGGCUACAUGCCCUUUUCAGAGGAGAUGCGUGGUGGAAAUUUGCACACGAAGACUGCAAGACAAAGUUUUUUUUUGUGUUCGAACUUCAUUGUUCGUUACAUGGACAAUUUGUGUUAUGUUAUCUGUCUGCAUAUGUCUUCAUUCAGGGUCUGUCUGGGUAGAACUUUGGAAAGAGGAGAACCCCACCCGCACAUGUUUGAACUCUGUUCAAUGCACAGUUUUCUUCUGCUUUAAGGAAUUUAAAGCAGUGGCCAACAUUUUGACAGUGGCUAAAUGCUGUGUUGUAUUGUUGUCAGAGGGCAGUGGGUCCUCUGGACUAGUACCUUUGUGCUUAUUUUCAAGCAUUAUCAGAACAGCAGCAGCAGAUUGGGGAAGUGCACUUUACUGUAAGACUAAGGUUACACAGGACCGGGUCGAUCAGUAGUUGGAGAAUGACAACGAGGAGGAUUAGGAGCUUAAAAGGUCAAGGUGGAGGUCGUCACAAUGGUGACGUGGCAUCCUCUUCACUUACUUACAUGUCUUUUGUAUAAAAGUGCUGCUAGAACGUUGCGGCGUCACUAUCACAUAUCUGACCCAGCUAGCUCACCUGGAGGAGGAAGAAUAAUAAUGUUCUGAGUUACCAGCUGGGAGACAAGUUAAAGUUGGGAGAGUCCUCUUUCCCCCAUGAGUUCUGUUUACUGUGACAUGUUUUUAAAUGUUUGUUUUGUUUGUUUCUUGAACAUUGAGAUGUGUCUUUGUUGUCCAUGAUCACUGCAAAGCAAAGCCACCGGGGGUUUUGUGUGUCAGAGGAAGUGCCUAACUGAUGUAGGUAAUAUUCUAGGCUACAGUGGCCUGGCUCUCCAGUGUGGCAUCAUCAUUUUCACAGUGGACUACAUCGCUUCUCAAUGGGUCUAGUCAUAGUUAUGGUAUAUAGGCCUAGCUAGAGCCAUAUAUUUAGAGUUAGGCAAACUUUUAGAAUAUUGUUCUAAUACUAGACAGUCAUGCAAAUACAUUAUAAUGCAGAAACCUUGUUGGCCCAACUCUCUAAGUACAUGGCUCUGGGCUAGCUGCCUCUUCUGUAUCAGUGUAUAUGCAGUGCAGUACUGUCCAUGUGGUCUAUGCUCUGUAUGCCAACAAAGUGAAGACUCUUCUGUCAUCUACCUACCACUUUAAUGUUACUGGUUGUCCAUAAGCAUUUCUACAACAAUGAAACUCCCAUCCAGGAGGGGUCAACAUGACUAUUUCAUGGUCUGGUUAAGAAAUCGAAGCUGCCUUUACUUUGUUAAUAUGAACUGUUUAUAAUGGGAGAAUAGCUUCAAGACGUGCACUUAUUUCCCUUUUAGACAAUUCUGAAACCCUACCCUAUACCUUUGUUUUUAAUUGUAAUGUUUUAAAACUAGACUGGCUGAAACUCCUACUUUUCUUGUUUUUUUUUCAGUCUCUGAGUUUACAAGUGACCUUGUUUCCCUUGCACACUUGCUUCAGUGAUGCUUCCAUUUAACAGAAAGAAUAGAAGAGCACCGUUUAGUGUAAAUGGAAUAGAUUAUUCAUAUUUUAGUCUUUGAGAAAUAUAUAUUUGUCCAUCCAUUCAAUAUCAACUCCUUUUUCAAACUAUUGAGAACCACUUCUUGUAUUAUUUUUUUUGGACACAUCACACUUCGUUCAAUGUCACUUCUGUCCACGCUUCCGUCCACAGCCCACUCAUGACUCACUCUGAUGAUGACAUAGUGGCACUGGCUCCCUGACUCAGGCAUGACAGUGCUGGACUGAAGAGGGGACUGCUGGCCAAUCACAGAACGCCUCUGGUAAAACAUGGCAACCGGUUGACUGGUGGCACAAUAACAAAAAACAAACGAAUAAAAACAAUCCAAUCUUGUCCAGUAUUGCUUUUUUUGGGGUAUUUUGUUUUUGACUAGUUGAUUGAUUUCAAAUAGCAGAAUGAAAUGUAUUCUGCUAGUGAGUAAUAUCAGUGCUUUAUGUGAUUAUUU
Messenger RNA from Oncorhynchus mykiss (rainbow trout), 4985 nucleotides. The record is from RefSeq and is a predicted model, not a curated record. Lineage: Eukaryota; Metazoa; Chordata; Actinopteri; Salmoniformes; Salmonidae.